Messenger RNA from Rhizophagus irregularis DAOM 181602=DAOM 197198, 1440 nucleotides. RefSeq lists its product as uncharacterized. The record is from RefSeq and is a predicted model, not a curated record. Lineage: Eukaryota; Fungi; Glomeromycota; Glomeromycetes; Glomerales; Glomeraceae.
AUGUUGUUAGGAUCAUUUACAUUAGAUAUACUUGUUAAUGGGUUACCCGUUCCUGAGAUUAGUCAACCUUUGAAUAAUUCAGAAAUUCCUAUUUCUCCUACUGGACCUUCAUAUAUUUUUGAUGAAUCAACUAAUCAAUGGCAUGUUAGUGAUAUUAUCAAUUUGGCAAACGUACAAAAUCCUGCUGGAUCAUAUUUUACUGUUAGAUUUUCUUCAUCAUACGUUUCACCUUGGUAUCCUUUAAUGGCUUAUCUCGUUAUUGAUGGACAAUUGGAUUAUCGUUAUAUAGAAAUUUAUAAUACAGGAUUUUAUUUAAGAGAUCAUUUCGUAUCAUCUGAUAAAUCAAUGAAAUAUUUUUUUAAAUUUAAUAAUAUUAUUAGAUCAAAUUCUAAUAAUAAUAAUGAAAAUAAUGAAAACCAAAUUAAAAAUAAUAAUGAAAAUAAUGAAAACCAAAUUAAAAAUAAUAAUGAAAAUAAUGAAAAUCAAAUUAAAAAUAUUAAUGAAAAUAAUGAAAAUCAAAUUAAAAAUAUUAAUAUUAAUAUUAAAAAAAAAAUGAAAUAUGGAGGAAUUGGUGCUAUAUCAAUUUAUUUUUAUAGAGCUAAACCAGUUAAUGAAAUUUGUGAUGAUAUGCCAAAAUUUGAAAUUAAUCAACAACCUAUUUUAUCUAAUGAUGAAAUCAUUAAAAAUGAUAUUAAUAUUACUUCAUGUUUUGAUAUAAUUUCUAAUCCUUUUGGUAUAAUGAUACCUAAUAUGAAUUAUUUAAAAUCUUUAUAUGAUUUUCCUAUUGGUGUUUUACAUUUACAUUAUAGAAAUUCUUCUUGGUUUAAUUCUUUCAAUUCUUUCAAUGGUGAUGAUCAGAAAAUUCCUCUUUUGAAACCGAUCAAUUCAUAUGAUUCUGAUGGUAAUAUGAUGGCGUUAGUAAAACAAGAAGUUGGUCACGUAUUUAUGAAAAAAGAGUCGAAUGAGACGAAAGAGAUGAAAGAUACGAAAGAGACGAAAGAGGCGAAAGAGACGAAAGAACCGAAGGUGCCUCAGCAGAAAUAUGACGAAUUCAUGACAAUAAAGCAAGAACUUUAUCAAAAGUCAAAGCAGGAAUUAAUUGUAAAACAAGAACCCGAUCAACAAGAUUUUGGUUUUAUCUCUGUAAAACAAGAGAAUCAUUCAUUAAAUAAUAAUAUCUCUAAAGAAAUUAAACAAGAGAUUAUUAAAGAAGAAUCAAAUACUUCAAUCAAAGUUGAACCUAUAGAAAUAAUUACUAAUAUGGAUGUAAAACUACCUAAAAAACCUAAAAAUAUUAAAACAUCAAAUGAUCUUGAACUUCACAAAAAAAAUAAAAAUGGAGGAGAAAUAAAAAAGAAGAAUAAAAAAGACCUUCAUAAUAUAAAGAAAGUAUGCAGACCAAUCAACUCAAAUUUAUUGGUGAAAAAAGAUUAUUAUUAA